Penicillium coprophilum is the source of this 2052-nucleotide messenger RNA. RefSeq names its product biotin--[acetyl-CoA-carboxylase] ligase BPL1. Lineage: Eukaryota; Fungi; Ascomycota; Eurotiomycetes; Eurotiales; Aspergillaceae. The transcript is spliced from 5 exons. Gene Ontology annotation, cellular component: cytoplasm. Gene Ontology annotation, molecular function: biotin--[biotin carboxyl-carrier protein] ligase activity. The record is from RefSeq and is a predicted model, not a curated record. Gene Ontology annotation, biological process: protein modification process. Bases 1 to 2052 code for a protein of 683 amino acids.
AUGGCAACGCCAACAGGCAACAACGCCAAUUUCUCUGGCAAAAGGCUCAAUGUCCUAGUUUAUUCCGGAAAUGGAACCACCGUUGACUCAGUCCGGCACUGUCUGUACACUCUCCGCCGCUUGCUCGCCCACCACUACGCCGUCAUCCCUGUGACAGGCGAUAUGCUCCUGAAGGAGCCAUGGAUGACUACAUGCGCCAUGCUGGUCAUGCCCGGUGGCGCGGAUAUGGGAUACUGUAGCACACUCAAUGGUGCGGGGAACCGACGCAUCGCGCAAUUUGUUCGCAAUGGCGGGCGAUACCUUGGUCUCUGUGCUGGUGGCUAUUACGGAUGCAAGAGGUGUGAGUUUGAGGUUGGCGAUAAGACAAUGGAGGUCAUUGGGGAUCGCGAAUUGGCUUUCUAUCCGGGCAUCUGUCGGGGCGGGGCAUUCCCGGGCUUCGUUUACCACAGCGAGGAGGGAGCACGCGCUGUAGGGCUUGAAGUGGCCAAGGAAGCUUUAAGCGUUGGCAAUGUGCCAAACAACUUCCGGUCAUACUACAAUGGCGGUGGUGUCUUUGUCGAUGCGCCUUUGCUUGCAGACAAAGGAGUAGAGGUUCUUGCGAGCUAUACUGAAAAACUGAAUGUCGAAGCAGGGGAGGGUGCGGCUGCUGUUGUCUACUGCAAAGUUGGUAGUGGAGCAGCGGUGCUGACCGGACCUCAUCCUGAAUUUGCGGCUGUUAAUCUGGACCCUAAGGCUGGUGGACCUGAAUAUGCGGACAUGGUGGCGGCUCUCGCUGCCGAUGACAAGGAAAGGACGGACUUCUUAAAGGCUUGUCUGUCCAAACUUGGACUUGAGGUCACACAGGACACGACAACAGUGCCUUCACUGUCGUCCUUGCACAUGUCUGGAAUUGAUGCUGAUGGCCCCAUGGAUAUCCUGUCGGGCCUUGGAGCUGCAUUUACUCAGGAGGGCCAAACCGAGUAUCUUAAGGAUGACCACGAUACCUUCCGCAUUGAACGCCCUGGAACAUGGAAUCUUGGGGAACUAGAAGAAUCGCUCCCUGCAGCAUCAUCAGAGUCCAGCGAGGGUAUCGUUGACUACCAGGCAAUCAUCAAGCGGCUUGUGUUCCACGACGAUAUCCCAUCUUCCAAAUUGACUCCAUACUUCAACCAUCAUGCAUUUUAUGCUCACCUUCGCCAAUACCAAUCCGAGUCCAAGGGAGAGGCUACAACAUUUGGCUCCAAUCUCUUAUAUGGAGAGGUAGUGACUAGCACGAACACAGUCCUUGAAAAGAACACAAAGCUACUUCGUCAGUUGCCACAAGGCUUUACAGCUACGGCCACAGCACAAAUCGCUGGACGUGGACGCGGGUCCAAUGUCUGGGUCUCACCAGCAGGUUCUCUCAUAUUUUCAACUGUGGUGCGACACCCAAUGGACAAGAUUCAGUCGGCACCAGUCCAGUUCCUUCAGUACCUAUCAGCCAUGGCUGUCGUCCGGGGAAUCAAAAACUACGCCAAGGGCUACGAAAAGAUCCCAGUCAAACUAAAAUGGCCAAACGAUAUUUAUGCACUGGAUCCAGAUGACCCCGAGCAGAAACGGUACACGAAAAUCUGCGGCAUCUUAAUCAACUCCCAUUUCAUGUCAAACGAGUACAUCUCCGUCGUCGGUAUCGGUGUCAAUGCCACUAACGCUUCUCCGACAACCGCUUUGACUACCCUUGCGGCGCGCUACGCAUCCCCGGGAGCUGCCGCCGCUUCCCCUGUCACACUUGAGAGGCUCCUGGCUCGUACCUUGACUACCUUUGAAGCCUUGUAUACUCGCUUCUUGCGCACAGGCUUUGAUAGAGGCUUUGAGGCCAUGUAUUAUGAAGAUUGGCUACACAUGCAUCAAAUUGUCACGCUCGAGGAGGAGGGCGGUGCUCGCGCUCGUAUUCAGGGGAUCACCCGUGAUUUUGGCCUUUUGCUGGCUGAAGAGCUGGGGUGGAACGAUCGUCCAACCGGGCGUGUGUGGCAGUUGCAGAGUGAUAGUAACAGCUUCGACUUCUUCCGUGGGCUGGUAAAGCGCAAGGUAUAA